Molecule: messenger RNA, 1113 nt
Organism: Parastagonospora nodorum SN15
Lineage: Eukaryota; Fungi; Ascomycota; Dothideomycetes; Pleosporales; Phaeosphaeriaceae
Exons: 3
Coding region: 1-1113 (370 amino acids)
Molecular function (GO): zinc ion binding; hydrolase activity
Source: RefSeq, a predicted model, not a curated record
AUGUGUAAUAUCGACGGCACGCGUGACGGCAUCUGCGCGGGCAAAUCCUCGAUAGCUUCGUACCUCGUUGAAGAGCACGGCUUCACGCGUAUCCGCCUAGCACGUACGGCAGCAACGCCAGCGGUCGAGAAGUCGGCUUCUGAUGCACACGUGCCUUCAUCGGGGGGUCGCAUAGACGAGCAGCAUAUCUUUUCGGACGUCGACACGCUACUUGACUUUGUCACGUUGAGAUGGAAAGAGCGGUGGGUGACAACAGACAUCUGGGGCCACGACACUGUCGAUGCCUUGCUUCGAAGACCCUUCUUCCUCCUAGUGAGCGUCGACGCGCCGGUCAGUGUACGGUGGAAGCGAUUUACGGACCGAUGUGCUGCAAAUCAGCUCACACCGCCAACGCUGGAAGAAUUUGUCCUUCGCAACGACACGCACCUCUUUGCUCAAGGCACGGGGCUCAGUGCGCUAUUUCAGAGAGCCCAACUGAAGCUGCUCAACUCCACAGCAACCAUCUCGUCACUCCGCGAUGCUAUACGUUCGCUCGACCUUACGAAUGAAUCACGACUACGACCCAGCUGGGACCAAUAUUUCAUGCAGCUGGCAGACUUGGCGGCACACAGGAGCAACUGCAUGAAGAGAAGAGUGGGUUGCGUCAUAGUGCGGGAGAAGAGGGUGGUCAGUACGGGAUAUAACGGAACACCCCGGGGCAUGACGAACUGCAACGAAGGCGGAUGUCCCCGCUGCAACAAUGCCGCAAAGGGAGGUACGGGCCUCAACACGUGUCUAUGCUUGCACGCGGAAGAAAACGCACUGCUUGAAGCGGGUCGCGAUCGAAUCGGUGGCAGCGCCACACUCUAUUGCAACACCUGCCCUUGCUUGACCUGUAGUGUAAAGAUCACCCAAGUCGGCAUUAGCGAAGUCGUUUACAACCAAGGAUACAUGGUCGACACCAUGACUGCAAAGAUCUUCGCUGAAAGCGGCGUUCGUUUACGGCAGUUCUCUCCACCUACCGAUGGCUUGGUAGACCUGUCAAUUGGUGUGCCAUCGGAUAGGAAUAAAGGGCACGAAACAGAAGAUAUUCGGGAAGUGCUAAAUGAUGACAGCUUCUUACGGCCGAUCUGA